GAAAAACUUGAUUUGUCAGGGAACCUCUUCAAUCGCAGCAUCUUUCUGUCUCUUAGUCAACUUUCUUCUCUCAAAUCACUGAACCUCAAAAACAACAACAUCGGAUCAGGUUUUGAGAGAUUGUCUGGGCUAAAUAAGCUGGAAAUCUUAGAUUUGAGCGACAACAGACUGAGUGAUGAAAACGUGCUCUCUGCUCUAGAGCUAAAUAAAUCUCGAACAACUUUGAAGAAGCUCGAUAUAAGGAACAACAAAUUUCAAAGCUUCAUACCAGAUGAAGAGUUGGGAGCUCUACGAAGUAUCGAGUACUUACUUUUGGAUGGGAACACAUUGGAUGAGAACUUUCUAUAGAGCAGUGUUGUAAUGUCAUCCCUUAAAGUAUUGUCAGUAGCUCAAUGCAACUUGAAUGGGACUCUACCUCGUCAAGGCUUGUGUGAUCUAAAGUAUCUUGAAGAGGUAAGUCUCAGCAGAAACAACUUCAUUGGAAGACUUCCUCCUUGCCUUGGAAACUUAACAUUUCUUAGGGUACUUGAUCUAUCUCAAAAUCAAUUCAUAGGUAACAUUGCCUUGUCUCCACUUUCAAGUCUCUUGUCCCUAGAAUAUCUCUUGUUAGCAAACAACAACUUUGAAAUUCCAAUUUCAUUUGAGUCAUUUGCUAACCACUCAAACCUUAAGUUUGUAAUUGCUGACUACAACUCAGUAAUUGUACAAACUUCUUCUAAGUUAAGUUGGAUCCCAAAGUUUCAAUUGGAAGCCUUUUCUAUAUCCAACUGCUCUAAAAUGCCAAGUUUCCUUCACUAUCAACAUGACUUGAGACUUCUUCGUCUCUCACAAUCCAACAUUGGUGGAAACUUUCCAAAUUGGCUGUUAGAAAACAAUUCUAGACUUGGAGAAGUUUACUUGGGUGGAAAUGCAUUCACUGGAUCUCUUCAAUUUCCAUUCAUUCCUAAUCUGGAAGCUUUUGAUAUCUCAAACAACAAGAUUCAGGGACAAGUUCCUCCUAACAUUGGGCCGAUUUUCCCGAAUCUCGUGAUAUCAACAAUGUCAAACAAUAUGCUUGAAGGAAUGUUGCCUUCAAGUUUUGCUGACAUGAAAAACCUUGAAUGCUUGGAUAUGUCGUACAAUAAAUUAAAUGGAGAGCUGCCGAUAGGAUUGGCUAGUAGAGGAUCCAAGUUAUAUUUUCUGUGAUUGUCGAAUAACAUGUUUAAAGGGGAAAUAUUUCCAGCAUCAACUUACAUCAACAGUUUCAAAUACUUAUAUUUGAGGGGGAACAGCUUCUCAGGCUCAAUUCCAAAAGAGUUGUCCACUGCACCCUUACAUUCAUUGGAUUUAAGUUACAACAAUUUGUCAGGAAACCUACCAGCCUGGCUUGGUCAUAUCCCCUCCUUAACCCACCUUUCGUUGUUUAGUAACGAUCUAA
Molecule: messenger RNA, 1417 nt
Organism: Nicotiana tabacum (common tobacco)
Lineage: Eukaryota; Viridiplantae; Streptophyta; Magnoliopsida; Solanales; Solanaceae
Source: RefSeq, a predicted model, not a curated record